GGUGAGCGAGUGGGUUGUACUUUUUUCCUGUUUUGUAACGUUUGAUCCUGCUAAGCCCCGCCCCCUGAAGAUAACGCAUGUUUCUUCAGCCCAGCGGGGAACCCAGACGCAAUCAGCUGCGGCGUGGGGAUCCCCGCAAAGGAUCGGGAGAUAAGAAUGGUUUGAGUUCUGCUGAAUGGGAGACGGAGGGAGAAUGGUGGACCUGUCCUCGGAGUGGAACAUCUCUUUCGCAGGCUGUGGAUUUAGGAGCAUCUACUACGUCGGAGCUUUGAGCUGCAUCCUGGAGUUUGUCCCUGAGCUGCUGCACGGAGCCUCUAAGUUUGGGGGGGCCUCCUCCGGUUGUCUGGUGGCAGCAGCCCUGGCUGUGGGGAUUCCCAUUGAACAGCUGUGUUUCAGCAUUUUAAACCUGGCAAAGGAGGCCAGAAAACACACUCUGGGAGUUUUCCACCCGACCUUCAGGAUGCUGCAGACGGUGCGGCACUCUUUGCUGGAGAAGCUCCCGCCGGAUGCCCACCUGCGGGCGUCAGGGAGGCUCUGCGUGUCCCUCACCAGGCUGGCGGACGGACAAAAUGUGCUGGUGUCGAAGUUUGACACUAGAGAGGAGCUCAUUCAGGUACUCAUGUGCAGCUGCUUUUUCCCCGUCUACUGUGGCUUUAAACCACCGUCAUACCACGGAGUGCACUAUAUGGAUGGAGCUCUGAGCAACAACAUGCCCCUGUUUGAGCACAGAAACACCAUCACCAUGGCCCCCUUCUCGGGCGAGAACGACAUCUGCCCCAGGGAGGGGACCUUCAACUUUUUCGAGGUCCACUACGGCAACGUGAGCAUUCAGGUUAACACCGGCAACGUCUACCGUGUGUGUACCUCGUUCCUCCCUCCAACUCUGGAGAAGCUAGCUGAGAUCUGCCACAAUGGCUACAUGGACGCUCUUCGUUUCUUGAAAGAAAGGGAUCUGCUCGGUGCGAAGCACAUCCCUCGGAGUUUAUUGCUUGGGAAAGGCUGGACCACACCUGCUUGUCGUGAGCGUGGAAAAGAGCGGGCUAAUGCAGAAGAGGCCAGGCUGAGCAAGAUGAUGCUGCGCAAAGGAGGAACCCGUCAGCAGGAGGAGCAGACACAGCUUAGCCACAAAGUCACCCACAGCCUCCCCGCCAGCAUCCAGGAAGUGCUGCAUGAGGCGUGCCAGCAUAAUCGCGACCCAAGCAGCUGGUGGUCUCGGUUUACUGACUUCCUCCCAAUAAAACUCAUCAUUUACAUGCUGACUCUGCCCCUCCGGCCUAUCCAGCUCGGCCUCUCGCUUGCCAAAGGUCCUUCGGCUCGGACCGCGCCGACCGCACAGAGGGAGACACAAAGUCUGAACCCAGACUACUUUUAGUCCAGUUGUUCAUUUGGUCCUUUGUUGGUUUUUGUAUCAGGACAAGAUUCUCUAGAAAAUGUCCAAGAUGAUGUUGGACACAGAAAGCAUGUAAAAAAUGGGAAUGUGUCCAUUUGCAGAAGUAUAUGUAAACUAUUUUAUUUAACUUCAUAAUUUCUAAUGCUCUUAUCAAAUAAAGGUCAUAUUUUCUUGAA
This is a messenger RNA of Xiphophorus couchianus (Monterrey platyfish), 1566 nucleotides long. Its product is annotated as patatin-like phospholipase domain-containing protein 2. NCBI's taxonomy places the organism in Eukaryota, Metazoa, Chordata, Actinopteri, Cyprinodontiformes, Poeciliidae. Gene Ontology annotation, biological process: lipid homeostasis; triglyceride catabolic process. Gene Ontology annotation, cellular component: membrane; lipid droplet; cytoplasm. Bases 176 to 1372 code for a protein of 398 amino acids. Gene Ontology annotation, molecular function: triacylglycerol lipase activity. The record is from RefSeq and is a predicted model, not a curated record. The transcript has 8 exons.